Molecule: messenger RNA, 960 nt
Organism: Thalassophryne amazonica
Lineage: Eukaryota; Metazoa; Chordata; Actinopteri; Batrachoidiformes; Batrachoididae
Product: pleckstrin homology domain-containing family A member 3-like
Exons: 9
Coding region: 226-948 (240 amino acids)
Biological process (GO): receptor recycling; endosome organization; retrograde transport, endosome to Golgi
Cellular component (GO): early endosome; recycling endosome; trans-Golgi network
Source: RefSeq, a predicted model, not a curated record
GUGAUGACGUCAUUAAUUUUUCAGCAUUGCUGCUGAAACAAACCAUCAUGUCGCCAUCCUGCUGCUGACCGGCAGGUUUCAGACACUUGACUCUAACGAGGAACACUUCCAUUAUGCUGAGGAUCUGAUUUCUAAUCCGCUGUUCGCUGAACGUUCAAGCUGCAGCUAACGCUAACUAGCCUGCUGGCUAAGUUAGCCGCUGUAUUAGCACGCUAACUUGAAGUGAUGGAGGGAAUUCUCUACAAAUGGACAAAUUAUAUGACGGGCUGGCAGCCGCGCUGGUUCGUCUUAGAGAACGGCGUCAUCUCGUACUACGACAGCGAGGACGAUGUUGGGAAAGGCAGCAAAGGAUCCAUCAAGAUGUCCGUGUGCGACAUUAAAGGUUCCUUGCAUCCAUCCACGGAUCUGACACGCCUGGAGCUGAUCAUUCCUGGCGAGCAGCAUUUUUACGUGCGGGCUGUGAACGCGGCGGAGAGACAGCGGUGGCUGGUGGCUUUAGGGUCGUCCAAAGCUGGAACACUGGACAAACCAGAGUUUUACCUGAACCUGUCUGGAAACAAAAUGUCUGAACUGCGUCUCUACUGUGACCUCCUGACCCAGCAGGUCCAGACCAUCCAAUCACAGCACAGCACCGACACACAGACCACGCCCACCUCUGAGGCCUCCCUCCUCAGCGCCACGUGCGCAACCUUCAUCAGGACUCUGGAGGAGUGUAUGACCCUGGCCAACCACAGCUUGACCCCUGACCUCCGACCUCCAGAGAGGAUGAAAGGUCAAUUAGUCAUCCUGGAACAUACACUUACGACAGAAAUGCUGUCUGUCCGUCCUUCCAAAACAUUGUGUGUUGCUGAGCUCAAUGGCGGCGACUCCACCAUUCCUGAGGAGAGGGCGGGCAGUACCAGCCCCAAGACCACGCCCACUGACACAGACACCGACCUCUCGAUCUGAAGUCCGUCCAUA